AUGUCUCAUUCAGCGGUAAAUAAACUCACAGUAUAAACUCUGUCAUCUGUGACGCGCUUUGAGUGUGGGCUAGUGCACACAAGGGGUAGAGAACCAGCAGGGAGGCGUCUGAUUGGUUCAUCAGAUUGGUACCUCGUGGCACACAUUAGUCAAAGUUUUUACAGGCUUACAAACUGCUACAGGUGACGGAUUUUCUUUGUUCCUCUUUCAGAACAUGAGUUAUUAAUUUCUGUCAGGACCUGAAGACAAUUUCAACCAAAAUCUUUUUAAAAAUAUUUGGAGAAAAUGACCAACCCCGCUUUUAAGUCUGUCACGAAUGGUCAGUUAGUUGUGCGCAGUGUCCUGUCACUGAUCGCUUCAAUGACCUAUAGACAAAGAAAGGAUAAAAUGUACUCUGCUCUCUGAUCAGUGUGCAGCUCUAACGCGCUGAUGUUAUAGAUUCCUAUUGACACGGUGAUACCUGAUCCUGGAUCUGUGUAAAGUUCAUCGCCAUGCAGCGUGUAUGGCAUGUGUCAUGACAUGUGUGUGUGUUCAUGUAGAAUGACCUGAGCACAGGUAAGGAAGUGUCACUGUAUGUGUGUGACUGACACAUGUCAUUAGCUGUGUAAUGCAGUAAGGAUCAGUGUGUAUGUGAUGUGUGUGUGUGUUGUGUGUGUGUGUGUGUGUGUGUGUGUGUUGUGGUCAUGUACACAAGUGGAUAGGGCUGUGGGCAUCACCUUUCUCCAAGGACCUGUGUGCUAUGUGAUACUACAGUGUACCUUUGUGUUGCAAUGUGUGUAUGUGUGUGUGAGCGAUAGCCCCAGGUCCUGUUCCAGAGCGGCGAUCACACACACACACACACACACACACACACACACACACACACACACACAGUAACAGAGGAGGACUGCGACUCACACUCAUGGAAGCAUCCAGAGCCUUCUGACAGGAUGUAAGAUUUUGUGAGUUUUCUGUCGUCUUGGCCGGGAGGAGAAUGGAGAUCAGAAUAAAGUGAUGCUGUGGAUAUGGAACCUGGCUGUUUAAGGUUUGCUGAAUAAUUCAUCCGUCGGCUUGUGACUGGCGGAAAAUGAGGAAGGCAGCGCUGAUGGUUUGGAUCAGCCUUUUGCUGCAAGUUUCCCAUGGUGCUCAGGGUCAAUAUGCCCGCAAACUUCUGAAUGACCUGAUGGAGAACUACUCCAAUGCUCUGAGACCUGUGGAUGACACAGACAAAGCUCUCAAUGUGUCGCUGCAGAUCACUCUGUCCCAAAUCAAAGACAUGGAUGAGAAGAACCAGGUGCUAACCACAUACCUGUGGAUCAGGCAGGUCUGGCACGAUGCCUACCUGAAGUGGGACAAAGAGGACUAUGAUAAUCUGGAGAUGAUCAACAUCCCCAGCGACCUGGUGUGGAAGCCGGACAUCGUCCUCUACAACAAAGCAGAUGAGGAGUCUGGAGGUGCACCCAGCACUAAUGUGAAGCUGCGAUACAACGGAGAGAUCGUCUGGGACUCUCCAGCCAUCACAAAGAGCACGUGUGUGGUGGAUGUUUCCUACUUCCCCUUCGACUGGCAGCACUGCAAGCUCACCUUCGGCUCCUGGACCUACAACGGCAACCAGGUGGACAUCAGUUUGGGCAUGGACAGCGGAGACCUGUCGGACUUUGUGGAGAACGUGGAGUGGGAGUGUCACGGCAUGCCUGCAGUGAGGAACGUCAUGAUGUACGGCUGCUGCUCCGACCCUUACACUGACAUCACCUACACCCUGCACCUGAAGCGUCGCUCCUCCUUCUACAUCUUUAACCUGCUGCUGCCCUGCUUCCUCAUCUCCUUCCUGGCCCCGCUGGGCUUCUACCUGCCGGCAGACUCGGGGGAGAAGGUCUCCCUCGGGGUGACGGUGCUGCUGGCGCUCACCGUGUUCCAGCUGCUGGUGGCUGAGAGCAUGCCGCCUGCAGAGAGCAUGCCCUAUAUAGGGAAGUAUUACAUCGCCACCAUGACGAUGAUCACAGCCUCCACCUCGCUCACCAUCUUCAUCAUGAACAUUCAUUUCUGCGGCGCCGAAGCCAAGCCGGUCCCUCACUGGGCGAAGGUGCUCAUCAUAGACUACAUGUCCAAAAUAUUCUUUGUCUACGAGGUGGGGGAGAACUGCACCACGCCAGAGUGUGAGAAGACCCCACUGUACCCCGAGGAACCCUUGGGCGAUGAGGAUGGCUUCCAGGGUGACCAUUUCCACGACUACCGUUAUGACAGCGAACCUUACAGGUACAGCAACGGCAAUGGCGUGAGUCAUCACAGCACGCGUCACAAAAGCCAGGCGAACGCCAACGGCAGCAAGGGCCGUCACCACCACAGCAACCACAGCAACCACAGCAACCACGCCUCCAGACUGGAGAGGGGGGAGGGGAGGAGAGAGCGCACGCACCACAUCAGGAGGGACGAACUGGACUACCAGGCCCCUCCUCGUCCUCCAAACCUCCAGCACCUGAACGGAGGGCUGAAAGAGCAGCUCCUCUACUCCACGGAGAAACUUCAAGUCCCAGCAUGCCCCUGCUGCUGCCCAUGUGUGGAACAUAAAGAGGUGGUGAAGAACAUCCAGUUCAUAGCCAACUACUUCCGCGAGCAGAGGGCGACUUGUGUCAAGGCCGCAGAGUGGAAGAAGGUCGCCAAGGUGAUGGAUAGGUUUUUCAUGUGGAUCUUCUUCGUCAUGGUCUUCCUCAUGAGCAUCCUCAUCAUCGCCAAGGCCUCCUGACAGACCCCCCUCACGAUCUUUAUGAUCACCAUCACCCUACUUCCUUCCUGGACCUCAGUGUCGCUUGAUUGUCCCAAUUUUUACUUUGAUGCAACACCGGGGAAAUCAGAACUGUUUUUACUGUGAAGAACUUGUAUUUGUUAUGUCAGCAUUGUGUUGCGAGUGUGUGUGUGUGUGUGUGUUUGUGGUUUAUAGGUACUUUGUCGUUUUCUGUUUUGACAUAACGAGGACAAGGUCAUUGCGCACGAAUCAUCCAUUAAUCACAAACGCAGAACUUCAUUAAAGCCUCUCGGUUAGUUAACGUCAGGUGUGCUUGCAUGUGUAACGGAGCGGUGGAGCGGUAAGGCAAUCUAGGCCUCGAACAUGCAUGGACUCUGCAUUAUUGAUGAGCUAACAGCCAGACAUCCACCUAUAGGCAUUACAUUACAUACGUUAUUUUUUCAGGUGACCAGAUGCUGCUGUUUUUCCAGAGUCAGUUACACGCGGAGCUCCGGCAAUAAAACCUUUAACACUUAUGAAACAACCCCACGAGUGAUCGAGACCAGGGCAAAUCCUGUGUCAGCCUCUCACUAAUCAUCAUGGGAAAACGUGUAAGGCGAAGAAAUGAAACACAAGUCAAUCAGUCAAGGAAUAAAUUAGUAUUUGUAGAACGCCAAUUCACAACAAAUGCUGUUUUAUAAAUGUUAAUGUAGUCGGUAUCUUCUGUGUUCUUAA
Labrus mixtus (cuckoo wrasse) is the source of this 3436-nucleotide messenger RNA. RefSeq names its product cholinergic receptor, nicotinic, alpha 9a (gene chrna9a). Gene Ontology annotation, molecular function: acetylcholine-gated monoatomic cation-selective channel activity; transmembrane signaling receptor activity. Lineage: Eukaryota; Metazoa; Chordata; Actinopteri; Labriformes; Labridae. Gene Ontology annotation, biological process: signal transduction; chemical synaptic transmission; regulation of membrane potential. The transcript is spliced from 7 exons. The coding region runs from base 1067 to 2722 and encodes 551 amino acids. Gene Ontology annotation, cellular component: synapse; postsynaptic membrane; neuron projection. The record is from RefSeq and is a predicted model, not a curated record.